Messenger RNA from Arctia plantaginis, 3147 nucleotides. Lineage: Eukaryota; Metazoa; Arthropoda; Insecta; Lepidoptera; Erebidae. The record is from the annotation of a GenBank genome assembly.
AUGGCGUUAAAAUCUAAACCGGUGCUAUUCAGCUGGCUGUCGCGAUUAUCUGCCCGUAGUUUCUCAGUAUCUUCAUCGUUGGCUGCUAAACCUAUGACAGUACGUGAUGCCUUGAAUAGUGCUAUGGACGAAGAGAUGACCAGAGACGACAAGGUUUUCAUUCUGGGUGAAGAAGUUGCUUUAUAUGAUGGAGCAUAUAAAAUAACAAGAGGUCUGUUGAAGAAGUAUGGAGAUAAACGAGUCAUCGACACUCCAAUCACUGAAUCAGGAUUCACUGGCAUGGCAAUUGGUGCAGCCAUGGCAGGCCUUCGACCCAUCUGUGAAUUCAUGACCUGGAACUUCUCUAUGCAGGCUAUUGAUCAAAUAAUCAAUUCAGCAGCCAAGACUUACUACAUGUCAGCUGGCACGGUAAGCUGUCCCAUAGUGUUUCGAGGCACUAACGGUGCGGCUGCCGGAACCGCAGCACAACACUCGCAGUGUUUCGCCGCCUGGUACAGUCACUGUCCUGGCCUCAAAGUGGUUAUGCCAUAUUCAUCAGAAGAUGCUCGAGGACUUCUUAAAGCUGCCAUUAGGGACCCCGACCCGGUAGUAGUGCUUGAAAAUGAAAUUCUCUAUGGUGUUGCAUUCCCCGUGGGCGACGAAGUACUCGACAAGGACUUUUUAUUACCUAUUGGUAAGGCGAAGAUCGAGCGGAGCGGGUCGCACGUGACGCUGGCGUGCGCCGGCCGCGGCACCGAGGCCGCGCUCGGCGCCGCCAAGGAGCUCGCCGGGAAAGGUAUCGAGUGCGAAGUUAUAAAUCUGAGGACCAUCAGGCCGAUGGAUUUUGAAACGAUAGCACAAUCUAUAAGCAAAACCCAUCACCUCGUGACUGUGGAACAAGGCUGGCCACAAAGCGGCGUGGGGGCGGAGAUCUGCGCGCGCGUGAUGGAGUCCCCGUCGUUCUUCGAGCUGGACGCGCCGGCGUGGCGCGUGACGGGCGCGGACGUGCCGAUGCCGUACGCCACCAAGCUCGAGGAGGCCGCGCUGCCGCAGGUGCCCGACGUCGUGGCCGCCGUUAGCGCCGUGCUCGCCAACAAGUGCCCGACGUCGUGGCCGCCGUUAGCGCCGUGCUCGCCAACAAGUAACCGCCCCCCUCUGUCCCCCCCGGCCCACUACAACACUGCCAAGCUCGAGGAGGCCGCGCUGCCGCAGGUGCCCGACGUCGUGGCCGCCGUUAGCGCCGUGCUCGCCAACAAGUGCCCGACGUCGUGGCCGCCGUUAGCGCCGUGCUCGCCAACAAGUAACCGCCCCCCUCUGUCCCCCCCGGCCCACUACAACACUGCCAAGCUCGAGGAGGCCGCGCUGCCGCAGGUGCCCGACGUCGUGGCCGCCGUUAGCGCCGUGCUCGCCAACAAGUGCCCGACGUCGUGGCCGCCGUUAGCGCCGUGCUCGCCAACAAGUAACCGCCCCCCUCUGUCCCCCCCGGCCCACUACAACACUGCCAAGCUCGAGGAGGCCGCGCUGCCGCAGGUGCCCGACGUCGUGGCCGCCGUUAGCGCCGUGCUCGCCAACAAGUGCCCGACGUCGUGGCCGCCGUUAGCGCCGUGCUCGCCAACAAGUAACCGCCCCCCUCUGUCCCCCCCGGCCCACUACAACACUGCCAAGCUCGAGGAGGCCGCGCUGCCGCAGGUGCCCGACGUCGUGGCCGCCGUUAGCGCCGUGCUCGCCAACAAGUGCCCGACGUCGUGGCCGCCGUUAGCGCCGUGCUCGCCAACAAGUAACCGCCCCCCUCUGUCCCCCCCGGCCCACUACAACACUGCCAAGCUCGAGGAGGCCGCGCUGCCGCAGGUGCCCGACGUCGUGGCCGCCGUUAGCGCCGUGCUCGCCAACAAGUGCCCGACGUCGUGGCCGCCGUUAGCGCCGUGCUCGCCAACAAGUAACCGCCCCCCUCUGUCCCCCCCGGCCCACUACAACACUGCCAAGCUCGAGGAGGCCGCGCUGCCGCAGGUGCCCGACGUCGUGGCCGCCGUUAGCGCCGUGCUCGCCAACAAGUGCCCGACGUCGUGGCCGCCGUUAGCGCCGUGCUCGCCAACAAGUAACCGCCCCCCUCUGUCCCCCCCGGCCCACUACAACACUGCCAAGCUCGAGGAGGCCGCGCUGCCGCAGGUGCCCGACGUCGUGGCCGCCGUUAGCGCCGUGCUCGCCAACAAGUGCCCGACGUCGUGGCCGCCGUUAGCGCCGUGCUCGCCAACAAGUAACCGCCCCCCUCUGUCCCCCCCGGCCCACUACAACACUGCCAAGCUCGAGGAGGCCGCGCUGCCGCAGGUGCCCGACGUCGUGGCCGCCGUUAGCGCCGUGCUCGCCAACAAGUGCCCGACGUCGUGGCCGCCGUUAGCGCCGUGCUCGCCAACAAGUAACCGCCCCCCUCUGUCCCCCCCGGCCCACUACAACACUGCCAAGCUCGAGGAGGCCGCGCUGCCGCAGGUGCCCGACGUCGUGGCCGCCGUUAGCGCCGUGCUCGCCAACAAGUGCCCGACGUCGUGGCCGCCGUUAGCGCCGUGCUCGCCAACAAGUAACCGCCCCCCUCUGUCCCCCCCGGCCCACUACAACACUGCCAAGCUCGAGGAGGCCGCGCUGCCGCAGGUGCCCGACGUCGUGGCCGCCGUUAGCGCCGUGCUCGCCAACAAGUGCCCGACGUCGUGGCCGCCGUUAGCGCCGUGCUCGCCAACAAGUAACCGCCCCCCUCUGUCCCCCCCGGCCCACUACAACACUGCCAAGCUCGAGGAGGCCGCGCUGCCGCAGGUGCCCGACGUCGUGGCCGCCGUUAGCGCCGUGCUCGCCAACAAGUGCCCGACGUCGUGGCCGCCGUUAGCGCCGUGCUCGCCAACAAGUAACCGCCCCCCUCUGUCCCCCCCGGCCCACUACAACACUGCCAAGCUCGAGGAGGCCGCGCUGCCGCAGGUGCCCGACGUCGUGGCCGCCGUUAGCGCCGUGCUCGCCAACAAGUGCCCGACGUCGUGGCCGCCGUUAGCGCCGUGCUCGCCAACAAGUAACCGCCCCCCUCUGUCCCCCCCGGCCCACUACAACACUGCCAAGCUCGAGGAGGCCGCGCUGCCGCAGGUGCCCGACGUCGUGGCCGCCGUUAGCGCCGUGCUCGCCAACAAGUAA